Molecule: messenger RNA, 612 nt
Organism: Epithele typhae
Lineage: Eukaryota; Fungi; Basidiomycota; Agaricomycetes; Polyporales; Epitheliaceae
Product: regulator of volume decrease after cellular swelling-domain-containing protein
Exons: 3
Coding region: 1-612 (203 amino acids)
Biological process (GO): mRNA cis splicing, via spliceosome
Cellular component (GO): cytosol; spliceosomal complex
Source: RefSeq, a predicted model, not a curated record
AUGCCGAUCACUGUCGUCUCCGCCCUCCCAGCGCAUAUCUCUCCCGAGGAGCACCGAAUCGCGAGCGCGUCCACGCCCGCAUCCUUCGCCGACAUCCCGCCCGUCCUCCGCCACAAACAGUCCGAUGUUUCCGUUACUCUCGAUCCGCCCCUCGAUGGAUUCUCAACCGAGAAUGGCACGCGAGGGGACCUCUAUGUGAUUGAGAGCGCACUUUUCUUCAUGUCUGCUUCGGGGACUGGCAUUCAGGUCGACUACCCGACCAUCACACUCCAUGCCAUCUCGCGCGCCGAGAACGGGCCCUCAAUAUAUUGCCAGCUCGACGAACCGACAUCUGCUGAAGAAGCGGAGGAAGAUGAAGACACGUCCUCCAUGCGCGAACUUGUGAUCAUCCCAAAAGAUCCCUCGGCCCUGGAGCCAAUCUUCGAAAGCCUGUCGCUCUGCGCGUCGCUACACCCCGAUCCGAACGAGGGAGACGAGAUGGACGACGACGACGACGCGUUCGUCGACCCGGGCUUGUUCGAGACGUUCGACGGGGACGGCGAUCAGGAACUCAGCGAGGUUGGCAAAGUGCGCAGCGAUUUCGUCAAUGACUCUCGCUUCAACCCCUACUAG